UGAUAGGAGUGAACGUGUUCGUACCUGGUGAGGGAGGUAAACAGUGGAUCUUUAAUCUGCAUUGUUUGGACGACAAGUGAGAGAGGAAUUGUGUCUUUUGUCCAACAUGAGACUUGUGGCUCUGGUUGUGAUGUGCGGGCUGAUUGUCAGAGGGAGUGUGGGAGCAGCUCCGCCAGGAUUUGACUCUGCACAUGCAACAGGAUCAGUCCUCUCUUCACUCAGGAGAAGAAUUGAGGGAGACUUGUUGGUGGAGGACACCAACCCGUGUUUCUCCCUGAGAGAGAAUGAAGACCAGUGGCAGCUCCUGUGCAAUGACCGCAGGAGUAAAUUCAAUUUCAACCCAUUCGGCCUCCGCUUUGGGAAACGUUACAAUGGCUAUGUUUACAGAAGAGCCGUUAAAACAGCCAGGACAAAUAAAGUUUCGCCCCUUUCUCUCUUCUCGUGAGAACUGGAGGUGCCUACUUGAAACAGACGUGUCUUCUGAGGAUUUGUGUUCCCUUGGUCCGUUUGUGUUUAAAAAGGCAUUUUUCGUCAGAUAAAAAUGUUUCUGUGAAUAAAACUUUUGUACCUAC
Etheostoma cragini (Arkansas darter) is the source of this 572-nucleotide messenger RNA. RefSeq names its product kisspeptin 2 (gene kiss2). NCBI's taxonomy places the organism in Eukaryota, Metazoa, Chordata, Actinopteri, Perciformes, Percidae. Bases 107 to 445 code for a protein of 112 amino acids. The record is from RefSeq and is a predicted model, not a curated record. The transcript has 2 exons.